This is a messenger RNA of Daphnia carinata, 1469 nucleotides long. RefSeq names its product OV-16 antigen-like. The record is from RefSeq and is a predicted model, not a curated record. The transcript is spliced from 4 exons. The coding region runs from base 422 to 1351 and encodes 309 amino acids. NCBI's taxonomy places the organism in Eukaryota, Metazoa, Arthropoda, Branchiopoda, Diplostraca, Daphniidae.
CUGAGACUGGCAGUCACAGUCUGUCGUGCGCUCUCGAGCUUCAUUGCAGCAAACCUAUUCAGAGUCUACAAAUCGUUCGGGCGUGACUUUCAAAGGGCUAAAACACAGCGCCCGUCUGUUUGUUUUUGUUUGUUUUUUUCGCAGCAAUUUCGGUCGCACUUAAAAAAAAAAUAAUCAUCAAACGACGCGAAGUGACGCUCUUCUAAAAAAGAAGAGCUGGAAAACGCUUACCCAAUUUCAUCAGUCGUACCUAAAGACAUCGCGGCCCCCUUUUUUUUUUUUAUGCUUAGCGACUUGAUGUAAUCAGUGUGUUGUGUGAUCUCUUAUGUGAGCGUAAGGGGGACGUUAUCGCUUUGUUCUUUCGACGACACUUUUCUUCGCUUCGUUUAAAAAAAAAAAGAAAGAAAGAAGAAAGCUAAAGAUGAUCGUGUCGAGAAAGAUGGACAACGUGACGAUGGUGAUUGUCGCCUUGGUGGCGCUCAACUUGAUUGGCUCGUCGUCGACGUCGCCGCUUCCGCAGAGAUUGAAUCACAGUUCGCUGGCGUUCAUCGCUCUCUCGACUUCAUCUCAUCGACCGCCUCAUUCAACGGAGCAGAGUGCGCAUUCUUUGCCGACGUCAGAGCCGGCGCUACCGGCCGACCAGGUUGGCCGCGUCCAGCACGCUUCUUCCCCGUGGGAACCCGAGCAAUUCAAUUUGCCUUUCAGCGUUCAAGCGGAGGAGAUAUCAGAUGAAGAGUGGCGUCAGAUGAUGACGGACGAUCUGCGACGUCACGGCGUUCUCGGACAGAUCGUCGAUACCGUCCCGCCCUACAUCGUGAACGUUGACUACGCCGAACACGCCUGCGUUCAUAUGGGCAAUCAACUCGUUCCACGUCAGACCCAAAUGCAGCCGCAUCAAAUCAAUUUCCCGACAAACGGUAGCGGAGGACUCUUCACGCUGAUGGCCAUCGAUCCGGACGUGCCUAGUCAAAACAACAGCAUCUACUCCGAGUUCCUACACUGGCUAGUGGUCAACAUCCCUGACGAAGAUAUCGAACGAGGAGAUGUGCUGGCAGAAUACCUUGGCCCAUUGCCGUCGCACAAGGGCGGACAGCAUCGCUUCAUCUUUCUGGCUCACAAGCAGCCGAAUGGAUCCAUCAUCAACACGGCGGCCCUUCCACACGCCGAGUCCUGCGACUGGGCCGCCCGGGCCCGUUUCAGCGCCAGAAAAUUCGCCAAAAUCCACCGGCUCGGCGAGCCGAUGGCCAUCAACUACUUCACGACCGAGUUCGACUCUUCCGUCCCGCUGGCCAUCGAGCAGUGUCUCUUGAGGAGACAAAGUCUCAUCCACAUCCAACAGCGUCUCUCUUGAUUUUGUGUUUGUUUUUUUUGUUUUUUUUUUAAUUUGUUCCGUUCGCAUUCACAAUUUAGCUCGCCGCCCCAUUUUCUAACGUCAUAGAGCAAAACGAUAUAAAGACAAUUUUUCAAAG